AUGGCAGAUAACGAAAAGUCACAGACCGAGUCUGCCGACCGCGCUGAGUAUGGGUCAUACACACCGAACGUCGCUCUCAUCGAGGCUGCCGCUGCCGCAAGUGAAAAAGAGGGCAAACUUGCUCGCAAAGAACUUUUCUCGCGCUACUGGCCAGCAGCGACAUACAGCAUGCUGCUAAGCUUGGCUCUCGUCAUGGAGGGUAUGGAUGUUGGGCUCAUCAAUAACUUUUUCGCCCAAAACGCCUACCUUAACAAAUUCGGUUGGCCCGACGCUAAUGGGGACCAACACAUUUCGGCUUCGUGGCAAGCGGCUAUCGGCAACGGUAACAACCUGGGCAGCAUCGUCGGUCUCUUGCUAAAUGGUUGGCUGCAGUCCCGU
Molecule: messenger RNA, 378 nt
Organism: Colletotrichum navitas
Lineage: Eukaryota; Fungi; Ascomycota; Sordariomycetes; Glomerellales; Glomerellaceae
Exons: 1
Biological process (GO): transmembrane transport
Cellular component (GO): membrane
Molecular function (GO): transmembrane transporter activity
Source: RefSeq, a predicted model, not a curated record